Molecule: messenger RNA, 857 nt
Organism: Prunus mume (Japanese apricot)
Lineage: Eukaryota; Viridiplantae; Streptophyta; Magnoliopsida; Rosales; Rosaceae
Source: RefSeq, a predicted model, not a curated record
UUAAGGCGGGCUCAGCUACUCUCUCACUCUCACUCACACCCUCAAUUCGCCAAUUCUCCAACUCUCUCUCAACGCUAUCCCUUUAGCAGACUAAACGACAUGGCAGCAACAACAGGCCUCAUCUCCUCCACCUUCCUCUCCGGCGAGACAUCGUCGUUUCCCAACACAUCUUUCUCCUCCUCAUCCUCCUCUCUAAGGUUUCCCCACCCUAACUUCCCUGCUAACCUGCGCAUGGUGCGUAUCCCAACCCUCGCCACUGCCUCGAAGCCAGCCACCACCCCCCGCCAGCCCCGCGGCAUCAUGAAGCCUCGCAAAGUCUCGCCCGAGAUGCAAGCCCUUGUGGGCACCCCUGAGAUUUCUCGCACCCAAGCUCUGAAACUGAUUUGGGCUCACAUUAAGCAAAAUAAUCUUCAGGACCCUCAAAACAAGAGGAUUAUAGUUUGUGAUGAGAAGCUGAAGAAGAUUUUUGCAGGGAAGGACCAAGUUGGAUUUCUGGAGGUUGCUGGGUUGAUCACUCCUCAUUUCCUUUGAUGGAGCCCAACCUAUGUAGGAGAACAAAUUUGGAACUGCGGAUCAUUUAAGAAGCAAAUGUUUUUGAAUGUGGGGGUUGUGUUUUGGUACUGGUGAAAAAGCCAUGCUGCUGCAUUAUGCUUCUCUAAGUGUUUAGUUUUUGUAGUUAAGGAACAACUAGCUUUAGUUAGAGAUUUUGCUUUUGGAUUCCUUGUUAUGUGGUGGUAGGCUUUCUAUAUGCAGUAUUACUGGUUACUGCUGGAUCUGCAUUGCUCAAGGGUUUUAAGCUUUGUGGAACUUUGGAUCCAAGAGUUUUUAAAUGGUGUUAUAUUUUAUCUGUCAAGUCA